UGGUGGGGGACAUCCGCUAUCCGGCCUAAUGGCGUCGACUUAUAAGCACUGUUGUCACGUUUUCCCGUACAGUGUUUCAUUAUUUUGCUUUGUUUAUAUCGUUGCAUUUGAGAGAUCCCGCGACCGCUGAUCGACCCAGGUGUCAUCGCGCGCGGGUGCCGCGACGCGCGCCCCUGUACAGAUAAGCCGGCGUAUUAGUUUUUUUCAUCGGGUUUUGCGGCUGGGACGAGCAACACCCAGGAAUAUCGUCGCCUUCGAUUAGAGACGAGGCUCUGUGACCUUGGAACCGUUGUCAUCUCGCUGAUGGCUAGAGGAUUCGCCGCGAAAUUCGAAUUCCUUCCGAGACGGACAGACGACCAAUUUCAUAACCUCAAGUCGAAGCAUACUCCUCCAAGAUGCUUAGUAAAUAAAGAUUUGAAUGUGUAAAAUUUACGCUAAAAAAUUUAUAUAAAUCAAGCAGCCAUGGAGGUUACAACAGAAGAAGAAGCUCAAGCAGUUUUGCUAGAAGGUAUGGAAGGAACUCAAUAUAUUACUAUCCAAAGAGCUGAUGGAGAAAGUCUUGGUAAAGGAGUACCGCUGUUUACAUUAAAUGGUGAAUUGAUAUCGGAGGGAAUGGUAGUCGAUAUGAUUAAUGGCGUUGGAGCAGAUUAUAGCACAAGCACUCAAUAUUACGAGACUGAAGAUUUAUUGCCUCAUGUAUUGACAGAGGAGGAUCGAAGACUGGCAGCAGCUCUUGUUGCAGUUCAAUUGCAACAGCAGCAAAAACAGCAGCAAAUUCAUAGUCAUCCAAAUACAGAUGAUCCGACUUUACAAGAUGUUACACAACUAGAAAAUUUACCUCCCGUCAAUGCCUAUUCAAUUCAAACGAUUCAAGAACAAAAUCCACCUCCAGUUUAUCCAUUGUUGCAUACUUUUAAAAGAGGGAUUCAGCAUAUAAAAGAAGAGUUCAUUGAUGUGAAGUGCGAAGAUGAUGUAGAUAUUUCUGCGGAAAGUAGCGAAGAUGCAGUAGUUACGCCUGGCCUUAAAAGGUCACUACCUCAUAAAAAGAGAAUUCCUAGAAAAUUAAAGCAACAAAGUAAGAAAAGUGUGGCAAAAAAAGAAGGUAUUCGUAUGAAUCAGGAUGCGUUGAUCACAGAUUUAACUGCAAAAAUUCAGGGAAAUGCCUUUAAAUGUGAACUUUGUGGAAAUAAAUUUAAUGGGCAACUUAAAUUUUUUGAACAUUUAAAGUCCCAUUAUGAGCCUAUUAAGGAGGAAAAAAAAGUUGCAAGUCAACCUGUAAAUAAUAUUAUGAUAACUAUACCUAAUAUUUCUGAAACAUCGGUACAAGGAGUAGUUCAAAAUACAAUUGAAGAAUUUAGUGAACCCGAAGAUCUUAUGGAAGGAAUCAGAGGCGUUGUGGAGGAAACUGGUGCACACAUAGAUGAUGACGACGACGAUGUAGAUGAAAAUCAGUUACCCGAGUCAGGUAAUACGCCGUCAUUGUGGACAAUAUCAGAAGUGCGCGGACCUAUUGAACAUGAAGUCGAAGAACCUUCAAUCAUAAACGAAGAGGACUUAUUCGAAAAGGAGAAGGCAAAAGCACCUGACCCAGUUAAAAAAAAGAAAACGAAAUCGAGGAAAACGACUGAUGAACUCACUUGCCCGAAUUGUGAUCGAUCAUUUCACCACAAAAACAGUCUAGUGUAUCAUAUGCGCUCACAUAGCGGUGAAAGACCUCAUCAGUGCGAAGUUUGCGGAAAAAGUUUUUUUGCUGCAAGCGCACUCAAAGUUCAUAAACGAUUGCAUAGUGGAGAUAAACCCUACAAGUGCGAGGAUUGCGGACGUCAUUUCCGCCAGUGGGGCGAUCUUAAAUAUCAUUCGACGAGUUUGCACUCGGAACAACGUCAGUUUCAGUGCGAAUACUGUGGCAAGGAUUUUGCACGCAAAUACUCGCUAAUCGUCCAUCGGCGUAUUCAUACCGGUGAAAAGAAUUAUCGUUGCGAGUACUGCAGUAAAACGUUCCGUGCUAGUAGUUAUUUGCAAAAUCAUCGUAGAAUACAUACGGGGGAGAAACCACAUCCAUGUGAUGUAUGUGGUAAACCUUUUCGCGUGCGCAGCGAUAUGAAACGACAUAUGCUUACUCAUUCGCGUACUGGUAAUCGUGCCGACAGGUUGCAGUCAAAAAAUACGGCAGCGUUAAAAACGCAGGCAAAUGCGAGUAGCAAUAGUAGCGACGACGAUGGGAUUAACAAAACGAGUAGAACGAUAAAUGAGAUCGUCCAUGAGCUAAAGUUGGAGGUCGAUCCAAACACAACGGUUGUCGAAUUAGUAGGGACCACUGCGAAUACGGAUGAAACUUCAGAAAGUAUUUUACCACAUGUGAGCGUACAGACAUUGGGGUACGCAACAAUCGCGGCGACGCAACCUAGUGCUGGGACUAUUGGUGAAACGGGAAGUGACAGAGAUCCUCUUGAAGCUGUUGUAGCUCGAACAAAUGAUACUUUAAACUUCGACAUGCAAGUAUUUUAUUAAUUUGGAGAAAAAAAAUGAUAACCGGUGAUUGACAUUACUUCGUCUUACAAUAGAUAAGCAAUUACGUGGAUUAAGCUAUUGGUAAUGAGUUUCUUAUCAAUGUUAUAAUUUCUGGGAAAACCCCCAACCGUAAUCAUUCCUGGGAAAACCCCCAACCGUUAUCAUUUCUGGGAAAACCUACAACGACCGUUGGACAUCCGGAAAAGCCAUUACAUCCGAAAAAACAAGUGUACAAUCGCAUCCAUUCUUUCUAGCACCAUAAUCGCCCUCCUUGUUGUCAGCCAACUAAGCCGUCACGUGGAUAUUUAAGGCAAGCGCACGACGAGGUAGGUGCUUUUCAGACAAGAACUAGUCACUCGGGAACUACUUGCAUAAUCUCACGCACUCUCUCAAGGAACCUCUCAUUCAGUGCCAACACGCACUUUCAGCUAGGAAUCUCAUCUCAUGUUGAGAGCAAGCGCACUCUCAACAU
Ceratosolen solmsi marchali is the source of this 2983-nucleotide messenger RNA. RefSeq names its product zinc finger protein 271. The record is from RefSeq and is a predicted model, not a curated record. Lineage: Eukaryota; Metazoa; Arthropoda; Insecta; Hymenoptera; Agaonidae. The transcript has 10 exons. Gene Ontology annotation, biological process: regulation of transcription by RNA polymerase II. Gene Ontology annotation, cellular component: nucleus. Bases 463 to 2511 code for a protein of 682 amino acids. Gene Ontology annotation, molecular function: DNA-binding transcription factor activity, RNA polymerase II-specific; RNA polymerase II transcription regulatory region sequence-specific DNA binding.